AUGAAAUUAUUCAGAUUUGCAUACAGCUUCUCAAAAUACUCCUCUUAGAAUCAUUCGCUUUUAUAACAAAUAUAUUCCUAUAACUAUAGAGACCACUAUAUUGCUUACCUACUUUUGGAUCACCAAACCAAAUCUAUCAUAUCAAUUGAUCCUGGAGAUUUUGAAGCCGCCUUCUAUAAUAUAAAGAAUCUGGAAGUGAAUUCGGGAUAUCGCUUGAAUUAUAUCCUCUAAACACAUGGAAGAUCUAAUCAUACUGCAAGUGUUUUAGAACUCUAUUCAAAAUUCAAAGACGCGAAGGUCUAUAGUGGAGUUGUUGAAAAUAAGUUGUGCACACUUUUUUAAACUGAUUUUGCCAGAGAAUUCUAACCUUUUUAAAUUGGAGAUUUAGCAGUUUGUUUCAUCUAAGCUAAUGGACACACCUUUGAUAAUUACAUGAUUGCUGUGACAGAUACGAAUUCGUAAUCCACUAAGAUUCCCAUCUUAUUUUCUGGAGAUACCAUAUUAGUGAAUAAUGUUGGAGAAAUCGAAGAUUACGGAGCAUUCUUCGCUACUUUAUAAAAGUUAAGAGGAUUUCAUGAUGAGACCUUAAUCUUCCCAGGUCAUCUACCAUAAUAGGAAGUGUUUCUGUUUGCCAAAACUCUUGAACCUGACAACAUUGUUGUUUAAAAUAAAAUGGGAUUAGAUAAUUUGAUUCCCACCUCGCUCAUUGAAGAAAGAAUGGGCAAUCCAUACUUUAGAUAUUCUUAAUUGAAUGGGAAGGUUAAGGAAUCAGAUCCCAUUAAGUACUUAAAAAAAUUAAAAAAUAUAUAAAAUAAAUAUUUUAAUGGAUAAAAGGUAUGA
Molecule: messenger RNA, 840 nt
Organism: Paramecium tetraurelia
Lineage: Eukaryota; Ciliophora; Oligohymenophorea; Peniculida; Parameciidae
Exons: 3
Molecular function (GO): hydroxyacylglutathione hydrolase activity
Source: RefSeq, a predicted model, not a curated record